AUGAUUGACCGGAUCUUGUACAUGCAGUGUGACUUGUCCUCUGUUCCCUUGGAGUGCAGCACAGCAGUUCUGAUUUUCUUUCCAGCAACAGUGACUCCUACAUCUGGUCACUACCAUGUCCCCUACCGAAGGCAGGGAGAAACCCGAGUGGGCUGGCAUGGGGAGACAUACUGCCUGGUCGCUGGCUACCGGUGCUAUGGGGAUGCUCCUUUGGCCACCCCAGCAAAGGUGGAGGAAGAGAAGCCAGUCCCCAGACGAGCACUCAAGCGACGUCACCCUGUGGAAGAGUUGAAUGAAGACCUUGGUUGCUCCAGCCCCAAAAUUCAACGACUGGAGCAUGGUGGCUGGAGGCUGACCCCACUGAAGCUUGCUGGCUGAGGCACUCUGCAGGGAGGACAAGCAUUUAAUGGCCUAAGGCAGCUAAUGCCUCUUCCUUCAGUGACCCCCACUGGCGAUUACAACCUGAGCCAUUCUGUCUGUGCCUUCCUCAGCCAGGAGCCUCCUUCUAAACAGACAUGGACAAGAAGCCUUAGAAACUGAGGUUUCAAAUGGGAGUCUGCUCUAAACAUCCCAGGGCUAAAGCUGGCCUGGCAGAAAACCUGAUGGUCCUCUGCUCAACCCUCUAGAGUCCCUUCUUGGGCAGAAGAGAAGUCUACACUCUGUGAGCCCAGUAAGAUCCAGGAGCAGAGAGGAUGCAGAGUGGCCUUAGCAAGGCCCCACCUUGUCUACCAGAUGGACUUCUGCCCUGAGUCAUUGCCAGCGGCUAUCAACACAAACAGAGGCUUCUUAAAACUGAAAGAAGCAGUGUGUAGUACCCCAGGGAGCCCUCGGUCUGGGGUCUCAGGAGCAGAAUAGGGAGACUUAGGAAGUCCUGCUCCCUGAAAAGUCUCUAGCAGCAACCCUUAUCCCCCAGGGCUCACCUGCUUUUUUAUUCCCAGCUUAUCUGUCCUCAGUGGG
Eptesicus fuscus (big brown bat) is the source of this 957-nucleotide messenger RNA. RefSeq names its product DPEP2 neighbor protein-like. NCBI's taxonomy places the organism in Eukaryota, Metazoa, Chordata, Mammalia, Chiroptera, Vespertilionidae. The transcript is spliced from 3 exons. The record is from RefSeq and is a predicted model, not a curated record. Bases 1 to 378 code for a protein of 125 amino acids.